This is a messenger RNA of Sciurus carolinensis (gray squirrel), 936 nucleotides long. RefSeq names its product olfactory receptor 7G2-like. Gene Ontology annotation, biological process: G protein-coupled receptor signaling pathway. The record is from RefSeq and is a predicted model, not a curated record. Gene Ontology annotation, cellular component: membrane. Lineage: Eukaryota; Metazoa; Chordata; Mammalia; Rodentia; Sciuridae. Gene Ontology annotation, molecular function: G protein-coupled receptor activity; olfactory receptor activity. The coding region runs from base 1 to 936 and encodes 311 amino acids. The transcript has a single exon.
AUGGAAUCAGAAAACCAAACAGGUGUCUUGGAAUUCCUCCUCCUGGGCCUCUCAGAUGACCCAAACCUGCAGCCCAUUCUCUUUGCACUGUUCCUGUUCCUGUACCUGGUCACAGUGCUUGGGAACAUGCUCAUCAUCCUGGCCAUCUGCACUGACUCUCACCUCCGCACCCCCAUGUACUUCUUCCUCUCCAACCUGUCCUUCAGUGACAUCUGCUUCAGCACUAGCACAGUCCCUAGGAUGCUGAUGAAUAUCCAGAGACACAGCAAGGCCAUCAGUUACGCAGGCUGCCUCACCCAGGUCUGCUUUGUCCUGGUUUUUGCUGGAGUGGAAAACAGUCUCCUUGCAGCAAUGGCUUAUGAUCGUUAUGUGGCCAUCUGCCAUCCCCUCAGGUACUCAGUCAUCAUGAACCCCCGCCUCUGUGUCCUGCUGAUUGUAUUGUCCUUAACCAUUAGCGUUGUGUAUGGCCUGCUUCACAGUCUGAUGGUGCUGAGGCUGUCCUUCUGCACAAACCUGGAGAUCCCCCACUUCUUCUGUGAACUUGAUCAGGUCAUCAAACUGGCCUGUUCUGAUACCCUCAUCAAUAACAUCCUAUUCUAUUUAGUGUCUGGCAUUUUGGGUGGUGUUCCUCUUCUUGGGAUUAUUUACUCUUACAUUAAAAUAGCCUCUUCUAUUCUGAAAAUGUCCUCAGCUGGGGGAAAGCAUAAAGCCUUUUCCACCUGUGGGUCUCACCUCUCAGUGGUCUCUUUGUUCUAUGGGAUGGGUUUUGGGGUGUACAUUAGCUCUGUAGUGACUGACUCAUUCACCAAUACUGCAGCAGCCUCAGUGAUGUACACUGUGGUCCCUCCAAUGCUGAACCCCUUUAUCUACAGCCUGAGGAACAGGGACAUGAAGGAAGCCUUGAGGAAACUCAUCAUUAAGCCUCCUUUUUGGUGA